Messenger RNA from Lepus europaeus (European hare), 927 nucleotides. RefSeq names its product olfactory receptor 7A17-like. The record is from RefSeq and is a predicted model, not a curated record. Gene Ontology annotation, biological process: G protein-coupled receptor signaling pathway. The transcript has a single exon. Gene Ontology annotation, molecular function: G protein-coupled receptor activity; olfactory receptor activity. Bases 1 to 927 code for a protein of 308 amino acids. Lineage: Eukaryota; Metazoa; Chordata; Mammalia; Lagomorpha; Leporidae. Gene Ontology annotation, cellular component: membrane.
AUGGAACCAGGCAACGAAACACGACUUUCAACAUUUCUUCUCCUGGGAUUCUCAGAGGAGCCAGAGCUGCAGCCCCUCAUAUUUGGGCUUUUCCUCUCCAUGUACCUGGUCACCGUGGCUGGGAACCUGCUCAUCAUCCUGGCCAUCCUCUCAGAUGCUCACCUCCACACACCCAUGUACUUCUUCCUCUCCAACCUGUCCUUGAUGGACAUCUGCUUCACCUCCACCACUGUCCCCAAGAUGCUGGUGAACAUCCAGACGCAGAGCAAAGCCAUCAGCUAUGCAGGCUGCAUCACCCAGAUGUACUUCUACUUGCUUUUUGGAGGUUUAGACAACUUCCUCCUGGCUGUGAUGGCCUAUGACAGGUUUGUGGCCAUCUGUCACCCCCUGCACUACAUGGUCAUCAUGAACAUCUGGCUCUGUGUGCAGCUGGUCCUGGUGUGCUGGGUCAUCAGUGUCCUGCAUGCCUUGUUACACAGCCUCCUGGUGCUACAGCUGUCCUGCACACACCUAGAAGUCCCCCAGUUUUUCUGUGAGCUGAAUCAGAUGAUCCACAGUGCCUGCUCUGACACCUUUCUGAAUGAUGUGGUCAUCUAUAUUACAGUCGUGCUCCUGGGAGGAGGCCCCAUGGCUGGGAUCCUUUACUCCUACUCUAAGAUCGUCUCCUCCAUCCGUGCAAUCUCCUCAGCUCAGGGGAAGUAUAAAGCAUUUUCCACCUGUGCCUCUCACCUCUCCGUCGUCUCCUUAUUUUAUUGCACAGGGCUAGGUGUGUACAUUACUUCUCCCAUUACCCAAGACUCACACUCAACUGCAACAGCCUCGGUGAUGUACACUGUGGUCACCCCCAUGCUGAACCCCUUCAUCUACAGUCUGAGGAAUAAAGAGAUAAAGAGGGCUCUGAAAAGAUUUCUAGGCAGGAAAGCAUGA